This is a messenger RNA of Spodoptera frugiperda (fall armyworm), 1075 nucleotides long. RefSeq names its product chymotrypsinogen 2-like. The transcript is spliced from 6 exons. Gene Ontology annotation, molecular function: serine-type endopeptidase activity. The coding region runs from base 23 to 1075 and encodes 350 amino acids. The record is from RefSeq and is a predicted model, not a curated record. Gene Ontology annotation, biological process: proteolysis. Lineage: Eukaryota; Metazoa; Arthropoda; Insecta; Lepidoptera; Noctuidae.
AAAGAAAAUACACACAAACAUUAUGACAUUUCAAAUUAUAAGUUUCCAAUUCAGCAAUAGGUAUUUCAUGUUUUUAAAAUGUUUGUUUGGUAUCGUAUUAUACUUAACAGAAUCAUUUGCACAGAAUGAAUUGGCUAUAAAUUCAGUAAAUGAGACAAGUGCUGUGAUAUCAGGUCCAAAUAAAGAAGUUUGGUUCCCACGUGUGAUCAAUGGCAUUCCAGCUAAAUUAGGGGAUGUUCCUUACCAGGUGUCUUUAAAGAAACUAAUGAAAGACGGUUUUUACAUGACUUUUUGUGGAGGAGCCAUAAUUAGUGAAAAAAAGGUUCUAAGUGCUGCCCAUUGCUUUGUGGAAAAUGUACAAAGAAACGUUUCACUAGAAGGGUUCAUUGAUAAUAUGUUGCUGAUGGACAAAUGUGCUGUCGCUGGCUGUCUACUGAAUAAAGUCAAUCACACUAAUGACAAUGAUCAAGCACAAUGGAGGAAGCUAGCAGGCGUCAGAUAUCCCAAAAAUUUCAGCUUUCCCAAUUAUGACAUAGCAGUUGUGUAUCUUUGUACCCCAUUUAUUUAUACUGACUACGUGGCUCCGAUUCCGAUUGCAUCAAAAGAAAUGGAUUAUAAUGGCACGUGUUUGGCCUCUGGGUAUGGAAGAACAAGCCAUACUGAAAAGGAUGCCAUAAGUAAUAUUCUAUUACUAGCACAUUUGGAACUGGACAAACGAGCGGCGUGCUCUAUAUCGCAAUUAGGUGACAACGACAGUUUCGUGUGUAUUAAUAUACAAGGCUCAGAUGUUGCAAAGGGUGAUUCUGGGGGUCCUCUAGUAUGCAAAAAUACAGGUGAUCCAAAUGAAAAAGAAAAUGGAGUAUUAGUUGGUGUCGUCAGCGGCCACAUCAGAGAACGAGGAUCAUUCUUCUCUAGAGUUUCCAAAUACUAUGAUUUCGUAACGGACGAUCCUGCAUUGGAUUCCUUCUCAAACAUACCUUCAUACACUUCUUUACACAGCUCAUCCCCCUCUUACUCCCUGGAUACAUUUAACUCUAUAACAAUAGUGAUAAUAUACAACAUAUUUUUAUUCUGA